Myxocyprinus asiaticus (Chinese sucker) is the source of this 3935-nucleotide messenger RNA. RefSeq names its product reticulon-2-like. The coding region runs from base 184 to 1533 and encodes 449 amino acids. Lineage: Eukaryota; Metazoa; Chordata; Actinopteri; Cypriniformes; Catostomidae. The transcript is spliced from 10 exons. The record is from RefSeq and is a predicted model, not a curated record.
GCCGGCUGAUAAAGAGAAGUAAAAGAGGGAGUGAGAGAGAAACAGCAUUGCACUAAAGAAGGGAGGGGUGGAUGUGGAAGAAUGAGCCGGAAAGCGAGGGAGCAAUCCAUCGGAGGAGUGCCAUAGCGCGGAGGAGAGAGGGGGACUCCAGACUGGAUGGGCCCAGCGGUGUCUUGAUGGAGCAUGGGUCAGGUUCUAGGGUUCUCCCACUGCAAGGAAUUUGGAACAGUGAACUCAACACCUGACUCCACCCCUCCUUGCUCAGAUGGUGGAAAUGAGGAGUCCGACUUCCCGGAACUGCAGACAGCCAGGGAGUGGUCUGAUGAUGAAGAAGGCCUUGAGGAUGAUGACACAUGUCUCAGCAGCUCAUCCGUAUGGAGCACGCCACGUCAGAACUCCUCUGAGCUCACCUUCUCCUACAUUGCCUUCUCUGAGACUGACAGCUCAUCACGGAGAGACUCAGGGCGCCGCAGGGCAGGGGGGAGGGGCAGCCGUGGUUCACUGAACCGCAUGGACACUGUGGAAAGCCAGUUAUCCAUAGACUCCCCUGCUGUGGAGUGGGACGCCCAUGCCUUCCUGCCUGUGGAAGUGGAAGAGGAGACCCUGCAGCGGACUCUGGAGCCCUCUUCUCAGAAAAGUGUUGAGGAAUUUCAGGAUAAAGACACAGGGACAUGGGAACCAAUUGAGGAGAUCUCAGGCAUCCAAACACACAGCUUAACAUGCAGUCAUGAAGAUGAGCAAAUAACAGCACCACAGCUUCAUGGGUCAGACACUUCUGUUGCCAUGGAAACCACAGUCACUCUGCAGAUGGUGGACGCAUCACAUACAACACCUCCUGCCAUUGGUCGAAUCACUCAGGAAGAACAGAUCUGUGAGCAGUGGUACUCUACUCUCAACUUAUCAGAGGGGCCAACAAUUUGCAUCAAAAUUGCAGUAAUGGACUUGAUCUACUGGAAGGACAUGGAGCGGACAGGCAUGGUGUUCACAGGGCUGGUAGUGGGCCUACUGUCUCUGUUCCAGCUGAGCAUCAUUACUGUGGUGUCUACUCUCUCCCUGGCCAUCAUGUGCUUUACCAUCUCAGUUAGAAUCUAUUACAAACUGCUGCAUGCACUCCAGCUGGGAGACGGAGCACACCCCUUCCAGUCAUAUAUAGACUUGGACAUCGGUUUAAGUGGAGAAGAGGCUCAACAAUACAUGCAGAGAGUCAUUGUGCUCAUUUGCUCUGCUGUGGACACAAUGAGGAACCUGUUCUUUGUUGGCAACCUGUUUAACUCACUCAAGUUCUUUUUGCUGAUGUACCUGGUGACAUUCCUGGGAAACCUCUGCAAUGGCCUUACCCUGCUUGUUAUUGGUGUGAUUGCUGUGUUCUCUGUCCCUUUGUUCUACAGACGCCACCAGGAUAAGGUAGACAACUGUUUUGUAGCAGUACAAGCCCGUAUUGACAACAUAAAGAACUUCCUUCAUCGCCUGACUCAGGGUGGCGGCCCACCACCUGACCCCACGCCUGGUGGAGCUAAACCCAAAGCCCAUUGAGACAUCUGACAGAGGAGAGGGAAGGAGCAACACACUGUCACUCAAAAAUGUCUUAAUUAGCAGUUAGUGCUCAGAGUCCCGCCUCCGCAGAUGGUUAAUGAGGCAGGGCCUAAUAAGGGAGGGAAUAUGGAUGUAAGGGAGGACCAUGCAAAGAACAAUCUUGGAUGAAAUUGAAAGGUUUUGGAAUUCUGAGAAGUUAUUUUCAUUGAAGACACGCUGUUUUCAUUUCCACAUUUAAAUAUUAGUAUGGGUGUAUGGAAGUGACUCGGCUGGACUGAUGCUAGUCUAAAGGGAUAGUUCACCAAAAUAUGAAAUUUCUCUAAUCAUUCACUCACCCUCUAGAUGUGUAUGACUUUCUUUCCACUGCAGAACACAAAUGAAGAUGUUUAGAAGAAUAUUUCAGCUCUGUAGAUCCACACAAUGCAAGUGAAUUGUGAGAAAAUUGUUGAAGCUCCAAAAAGCACAUAAAAGCAGCAUAAAAGUGGUUUAAUCAAUGUCUUCUGAAGCAGUCCAAUCGGUUUUUGGAAAGAACAGACCAAAAUAUUAAAAUAAAUUCACUAUAAAUCUUGACAUCUGCAGUCUCCUUGGCAGUCAUGAUUUCAAGCUUGAUUACACUUCCUAGCGCCAUCUAGUGCUCGGCGCAUGCAUCAAGCACUAGAAAGUGUAAUUGAGCUUGAAAUCAUGAUUGUGCCUACAGACUGCAAUGGUAAGGUGAACAGUGAAAAAGGAGUUAUAUUUUGGUCUGUUCUCACCCAAACCAGAUUAGAUAGCUUCAGAAGACAUUAAUUAAACCACUGGAGUAUUAUGGAUUACUUUCAUGCUGCCUUUGUGUGUUUUUUGGAGCUUCAAAGUUUUAGUCACCAUUCACUUGCAUUGUAUGGACCUACAGAGCUGAUAUAUUCUUCUAAAAAAAUUGUUUAUGUUCUGCAGAAGAAAGAAAGUCAAACACAUCUGGGGUGGCAUGAAAGUGAGUAAAUGAUGUAGCUUUAAAUACAUGAGCUGCCAGUACUAUAACAGCCUUUUGAGAGUAAUCUGAACAAACCAACACUGGAUAACUUCAGUGAAGUAAAAGAAAUGUAAACACUGAGUUUUUUUUAAUCCACGUUGACUUCAAUUUGCCUGCCAAAAACACUAAUGCAGGACCAGUUUCCGGAUCAACCUUUUACAUCUGACAGUCUCAAAAUAAUCUGUGUGUGUGUGGGCAGUUUAAAGGGAUAGUUCACCCAAAAAUGACAAUUCUGUCAUAAUUUUCUCACGCUCAUGUUGUUCCAAACCUGUAUGACUGUCUAACACAAAAAGUGAUGUUAGGCCUCACCAUUCACUUUUAUUAUAUGAAAAAAAAGCUAUGAAAGUAAAUGGUCACAGAGGCUAAUAUGUCCUUUUGUGUUCCAUGGUAGAAAGAAAGUCAUACGGCUUUUAAACAACAUAAGUGUGAGUGAGUUUUUUCAGUGAUUUUAUCUCUUUAUGCCUGUUACAGUACCCGAGAGCUAUUAAAACGACUAUGUUUUUUUCUUUUCCAAUGUUUUGUUUCCUUGGUGUUAUUUGAGUGUUCAGUAACUGCAACUAGAGAAAAGAAAGUUGAUCUCCUGUCAAAGCAAAUCCCUCUACCCAGUACCCAGGCUUUACCAAAACUGAUGAGUCAGCAUUAUGAAACCGUAUCUGAUUUGCAUUGAUGACUGCAACACAUAUCUGACUGCUGACCUUUUACAAAAACACUGACUAUUAACAGGGCUUAUCACAAAGGCUAAGUUAGCUUUUCUUGCCAACUGAACCAGUCAAAUGCGAAUUGGAGACUUUUUGAAGUAUAAAUACAACAGUAUUUCAAACACAUUUGUUCUUGACUAUUUGUGGUGUUUGCUGAGGCAAGCAUCACUAUUACCAUAUGGUUAGGGAUUCAAACUAAGCCUAAGUAACUUUGACAUGUUACUUACAGUGUACUGUUUGUGUAACGGACAAGAAAGAUACCUCAAAUCGUGCUGUUUCUUGAGAAGAGGUGAACAAAUACUUUUCAAAACAAUCAGACUUGCAACUAUUGCCUGUGAUCGGAUGAUUAAAUGGCUGAAAAAUCCCAUGGACUUACAUUGAAAGAAGGACCCGAGUUAUAUCUAGGGACCAGAAUAUCAUAGACACUUGGGGGUGGGCUCAUUUUACUUGGACCAGUAAGUAACCACCUAGCAACCAGCCAGAACAUAAUAGCAACCACCUAGCAAUGCACUAGCAACCACCCAGAACACCAUAACAUUGUGGUGGCAACUUUUGCACAGGCACCAUUGACAUUUUCAUCAGAAAAUGUAAAAAUCUAUAGUAUUUACAUUACAUUUAAUAAGGUUAUGUAUAAAAGUUGGGACAGUGGAAACAUUAUUAUUGUCUGGUAGUCUUAAUAAAGGAAUUGGAGAACUCUC